Brassica oleracea var. oleracea is the source of this 1296-nucleotide messenger RNA. Its product is annotated as probable carboxylesterase 6. Gene Ontology annotation, molecular function: hydrolase activity. The transcript is spliced from 2 exons. Lineage: Eukaryota; Viridiplantae; Streptophyta; Magnoliopsida; Brassicales; Brassicaceae. The record is from RefSeq and is a predicted model, not a curated record. The coding region runs from base 149 to 1153 and encodes 334 amino acids.
AAACUUACAUUUUAUAUCCUUCUCCUAUAUAAAAACCUCUCAAAUACAUCAUCAGUCCCCAAACUCUCUAUUUAAAGCUCUUUUUACAACUAUCUAGUAAAAGCUCUUUUGGUGUCACGAAGCACAAACCACACUUGAAAAAAGGAAAAUGGAAGCAACCACAAUUACCCAUGUGACGACCAAUAAUCCUAAUUAUAACACCACCAUUCAUGGACCGGUCGUAGAAGAAGUGGAAGACCUUAUUAGAGUCUACAAAGACGGUCACGUGGAACGAACUCAGUUCGUGCCGUGUGUGGAUCCCUCACUACCCCUCGAGCUUGGUGUGGCUUGCUCUGAUGUUCAGAUAGACGAGUUGACAAACGUAUGGGCACGUCUCUAUGUCCCAACGGUGAACAACUCCUCGUCCGUCUCUAAGCUCCCUUUGCUUGUUUAUUUCCACGGUGGAGGCUUCUGCGCCGGCUCGGCUUCUUGGUCGUGUUACCACCAGUUCUUGGGCCGAUUGUCAGCUAAAUCACGGUGUCUGGUCAUGCAUGUAAACUACCGUUUAGCCCCUGAGAACCCUCUUCCGGCAGCAUACGAAGAUGGAGUCAAUGCCAUUCUUUGGCUCAAGAAAACAAGAAAUGAUAACUUGUGGUCCGAGCUAUGUGACUUUGGCAGUAUAUUCUUAGCCGGAGACAGCGCCGGAGGCAACAUCGCCAACCAUGUAGCUUCGAGAUUAGCAGACGUUGACGCUCUUAUAAAGCCAUUGAUAAUAGAAGGAACGAUCUUGAUCCAGCCUUUCUUCGGUGGGGAGGCGCGUACCAAGAGCGAGAUGCGCGUGGAGAACAACACGGCGAGCUCAGUGCUGACACUUACGUCUUCAGACACGUGGUGGAGGCUGGCUUUGCCGCGUGACGCAAACAGAGAGCAUCCGUAUUGUAAACCGGUGAAGAUCACGACGAGGACGCUGGUUUGUGUGGCGGAGAUGGAUGUGCUGAUGGAUAGGGCGAUGGAGAUGUGCGAUAGCGAUGAGAAAAUGAUCAAGUGCGUGGUAUACAAAGGCGUUGGUCAUGCGUUUCAGAUUCUUGAUGAGUCUUCGCUUGCUACCACGAUGACUCUUCAAAUGUUGUGCGACAUCGAUGCUUUCAUCCACCACUCUGAGAAUUUAAAUUAGUUAUGUAUAUGUAACCUGUUUAUGGUAGCACUUCUAUGUUUGCAUCUUAGAUUUUUUUUUGUCACAAAUUUUUUUAAUGUGUUCGUGUUGUUGCGUGCAUGAACUAGGCCAACCAAUUAUCUUAUCGAAAGAUGACCUAGUAU